This is a messenger RNA of Trypanosoma grayi, 897 nucleotides long. Its product is annotated as putative myosin heavy chain. The transcript has a single exon. The record is from RefSeq and is a predicted model, not a curated record. Bases 1 to 897 code for a protein of 298 amino acids. NCBI's taxonomy places the organism in Eukaryota, Euglenozoa, Kinetoplastea, Trypanosomatida, Trypanosomatidae.
AUGCUUAAUGAGUCCGAGGAUCUUAUUGACAGCAAAAACGGGCAGCUUCACGUUCUCAAUAAGCGCAUUGAGGGACUCGUUGGAGAGCUCAAUUCAAAGCGGGACGAACUGAGUCAGGUCAUUGCGCAGUUGGACGACUUUGUGGCGAAGUUUGAGAAGGCUCGUGAGGGUGAAAAGGCGGCCGUUGAGAAGCUGGCUGCGCGAGAUGAGGAAUUCUGUGAAUUGCAACUGGCAAGAGAUGAUGAGCGUGCCGAGCACGAGCGUGCUGUUUCGUUGAUGCAAGAACAGUUGGAGCAUCUUCGUGACCAACAAUUAGAAAACGUUUCGGCGUUCGAGAAGUACCAGGGUGAUUUGGCGGACCUUCGCGAGGCGCUGCAGGCUGCGGAUGCUGCGUUAGCGGACAAAAACAAAGAGAUUGACAUCGUGCGGGAGCAGUUGAUUGCGCAGCGGGAGGAGAUAGUUUCGCAGCGGGAAGAAGCGCAGGCAAUUGUGGAUGAAUUGGCCUCUGAGCGUGAUAGAAAGUGCGAGGAGGUGAGCGACUCGUUGAAGAAGCUGGAAGAGUUUGUGGAAAUGCUGCAGGAAGCCCGUGAAUCGGAAGAAGAGGCGGUUCAACGCCGCGAAGAGGCGGAGAGGUCGCUUUACGAUACCCAGAAGGAGUUGGAGAAACUCCGCUCUGUGCAGGCGCGGGAGGUCCCCCACGAGGAGUCGGAAGUGGGCGCACUGCGUGCUGCCUUGGAUGAGGCGUACGACAUGCACGAAGAGGCGGAGGUCGAGAUAAAGAACCUGAAGGAGGCGGUGAGGCUGCUGAUGGAUGCGCUUUCGCAUAACCAGGCGGCAUUCAACUCGGCUUCGGGUGUUAUAGAGGACGCCUGUGGUACACUAACGAAACUGGAGUAG